AUGAAUUCCUUUGGAUCAUCAACAGCUGGAGCCGGAUUGCCGAAUGCAACUCAAUCGAGUCCUGCAGUGGGACCAACUAGUGCCCAACUUGCGGCGCGACAGGUAAUGCCCCGUGAGUUGCCCAAGUUCAAUGGCGAUCCCCAGGAGUGGCCUAUCUUCUACAGUUCCUUCAAGAAUACUACGGAGGUAUGCGGAUAUACCGAUGCAGAGAAUUUGGCCCGUCUACAGCGAAGUUUGGGAGGUUCUGCAUUGGAAGCCGUACGAAGUCGUCUGCUGUUACCAGCGUCAGUUCCUUCGCUUCUGAAGAAAGUGAGGAACGUGCCAGCCCCGAAAGCGGAGAACCUGAGUUCGAUUGUGGCUUAUGGUUUGGCCAUUCAGAACUUGGUCGACCACAUCAUCUUGGCCGAUCAGCAAGCACAUUUGGCGAACCCAAUGCUGCUUCAGGAGUUGGUCGAUAAGUUGCCCACAUCUCUCAAGAUGCAGUGGGGAACCUACAAGCAAGGCGUUGCAUAUGUCAACCUGGCGACAUUCAACGGUUUCAUGGCAGGCCUUGUGAACUUGGCGUCGGAGCUCACAAUCGAUGUGGACUGCGCACAGAACCAGCAUAAACAAGUUCGCGCGGAGAAGCCGAAGCCAAGGGAGAAGUUGUUCACUCACGCCAACGAAUCGUCCGAUGCAGCCAGGAAGGAAAAGAACACGUCGGCAGAAAGGUCUGUGUCAAAAGCCUGCUCGUAUUGCGGAAAGGACAAUCAUCAGAUCCUGAACUGUUCCAGUUUCAAGUCUUUGGAUAUUGGAGCGAGGUGGAAAGCAAUGCGUCAGAAGAACCUAUGUCGUCUGUGUUUAGUUCCGCAUCGGAAAUGGCCAUGCCACUCGAAAAAGGAGUGUGGCGUGGAUGGCUGUCGUUUUCGUCAUCACAUGCUGCUGCAUAGUAACCAGCAUAGCCGAGGCGAAUCCGCUGAGACAACGAAGCCAACCGAAGCGGUACAGCACAACUACCACCACACGAAGUCGUUUUCUCUCUUCCGUUAUCUGCCAGUCACGAUUUACGGAGACGGGAAACAGGUAGAAAUCUACGCGUUCCUGGACGACGGAUCAUCGUCGACGUUACUGGAAGAGGCAGUUGCAGUUCAGUUGGGGAUUAACGGAGAGCCGGACAACCUUUGUCAAACGUUGAACUAUUCCGAUCUGUCGAGAUCCUAUCCACAUCUACAAGGUCUUUUCGUCAGCAGUUACGUGAAUGCGAAACCCAGUAUGAUUAUCGGCAUCGAGCACGUGCAUCUCCUCACCAGUCUGAAGCUUCGCGAAGGCGGAAGAAGUGAUCCAGUCGCAACGAAAACUCGUCUCGGUUGGUGCGUCUACGGAAGAAAUUCGGGAAGUGAAGGAUCCGUGGAACAGCUGAAUCUGCACGUCGGUCAGGAGAUGAGUAACAGUGAUCUGUACGACUCGAUGAAGAAGUAUUUCGCCGUUGAAGAAGCUGUGGUCACGAAGCAUCUUGAGUCCGACGAAGAUCAACGAGCGCGCAGCAUUUUGGAGGCAACCACAGUCCGCCGAGGUUCUAGAAUCGUGUCUGGUUUGCUGUGGCGAAAGGACAAUAUCCACUUUCCCGAGAGCUACAAGAUGGCCAUGAACCCCAGGAGUCUGGGGUUGGAGAAGCGUCUGUCCAGAGAUUCGGAACUUCGACAGAGAGUGAACGAGCAGAUCAACAGCUUCGAGCAAAAGCAGUACAUCAGUAAAGCAUCAAAGCAAGAAGCCGACAGUCUAGAUUCCCGCCGUGUCUGGUAUCUACCGCUGGGAGUAGUGAUCAAUCCUAAGAAGCCAGGCAAGAUUCGGAUGGUUUGGGAUGCGGCCGCGAAAGCUUAUGGAGUCUGCUUCAACGAUAUGCUGCUGAAGGGUCCGGAUCUUCUCGUACCGCUAGUAAACGUUUUACUGCGAUUCAGACAGGGGAAAGUCGCCGUGUGCUCCGACAUUCGGGAAAUGUUCCUCCGAAUCCUCAUCCGUGAUGAAGACAGAUGGUCGCAGUGCUUUCUUUGGAGAAGUAGUCCGGAGGAAGAAGUACAAGUUUACGUAAUCAACGUGGCGAUGUUUGGUGCAACCAGCUCGCCAUGUACAGCGCAGUUUGUGAAGAACUGGAAUGCUUCUGAAUACAGCGAACAGUACCCCAGAGCAGUGGAAGCAGUGACCAAGAACCAUUACGUGGAUGACUUCCUCGACAGCGUCAACUCGGUGGAAGAAGCAGUACAGUUGGUACAGCAAGUGAAGGAUAUCCAUGCAGCAGCCGGUUUCCAGAGAGACGAGUACAGCGAUCAGUAA
Molecule: messenger RNA, 2310 nt
Organism: Aedes albopictus (Asian tiger mosquito)
Lineage: Eukaryota; Metazoa; Arthropoda; Insecta; Diptera; Culicidae
Exons: 4
Coding region: 1-2310 (769 amino acids)
Source: RefSeq, a predicted model, not a curated record